CUUAUUUAAAAUUACAAAAUCAUAUGACCCUUGAUCGUAAAAUUCGUAAACAAAUUAAAUUUAUUUCAGUUUAUCGAUUUCCAAAUUCUAAUAAAACAUUUAAGGUAUUAUAUUCUCAAUUAGAAAGCUUGUGAAAUCUUCAAUUAUUUGUGGACCAACAUUCAAACCUCCAAAGAUGCAAAUUACUGCUGACCCGAGGCGUGCUGACCGCGAGCGUCGUUACAAACCACCACCACCCACAUCUGCUCCUGGAGAAGACCUCACAACAGAUUACAUGAAUAUCCUUGGCAUGGUCUUCUCUAUGUGUGGGUUAAUGAUGAGGCUGAAGUGGUGUGCGUGGGCUGCAGUGUUUUGUUCCAGUAUUAGUUUUGCCAACUCCAGAAUUUCCGAUGACACUAAACAGAUUGUGAGCUCCUUUAUGCUUUCAAUAUCAGCUGUAGUGAUGUCUUAUUUACAAAAUCCAGCACCUAUGUCACCCCCUUGGGCAUCACUUACUUCAUAAUGAAUCAUGAUGUUUUUAAUUAUUUCGAUACCUACCUAAUAUAUUUUGAAUGUUAA
Aricia agestis (brown argus) is the source of this 558-nucleotide messenger RNA. Its product is annotated as protein Asterix. Gene Ontology annotation, cellular component: endoplasmic reticulum membrane. Gene Ontology annotation, biological process: protein insertion into ER membrane. Gene Ontology annotation, molecular function: protein folding chaperone. Bases 176 to 502 code for a protein of 108 amino acids. The transcript is spliced from 4 exons. Lineage: Eukaryota; Metazoa; Arthropoda; Insecta; Lepidoptera; Lycaenidae. The record is from RefSeq and is a predicted model, not a curated record.